This is a messenger RNA of Eublepharis macularius, 1671 nucleotides long. RefSeq names its product cAMP responsive element modulator (gene CREM). The transcript is spliced from 8 exons. Gene Ontology annotation, molecular function: protein binding; RNA polymerase II cis-regulatory region sequence-specific DNA binding; DNA-binding transcription factor activity, RNA polymerase II-specific. Gene Ontology annotation, cellular component: ATF4-CREB1 transcription factor complex; nucleus. NCBI's taxonomy places the organism in Eukaryota, Metazoa, Chordata, Lepidosauria, Squamata, Eublepharidae. The coding region runs from base 112 to 1110 and encodes 332 amino acids. Gene Ontology annotation, biological process: regulation of transcription by RNA polymerase II. The record is from RefSeq and is a predicted model, not a curated record.
CUUCCCGCAGUGACGGCGCUGCGGCAUCACCGCUGACGUGGGGGCGACGCGCGGCUUCGCCCGGCCCAAUCCCGACUUCCCCUGUGACGGGGGCGCCACGUAUUCGGGCAAAUGACCAUGGAAGCAGGCGAGUCGCAACAAGAUGGCAGCACAGCAGAUUCUGUGGCUGAAAGUGAUUCUGCCAAUAUACAGUCUCUAUCUGGCCAAAGUCAGAUUUCUACUAUAGCUCAGGUUUCGGUAGCUGGUUCAACAACUGGAAGAGGAUCUCCCUCAGUAACUGUUGUGCAGUUGCCUUCAGGUCAAACAGUCCAUGUGCAGGGAGUGAUUCAAGCCACCCAGCCUUCAGUCAUUCAGUCCCCACAGCUGCAAUCUGUUCAGGUAGCAUCUGCUACAAAUGCAGAUGAAUCGACAGAAUCGGAGGCUGUAAUUGAUUCUCAGAAGCGUGGGGAAAUACUUUCCAGGAGGCCUUCAUACAGAAAAAUUCUGAAUGAGCUUUCUUCUGAUGCACCUGGUGUCACGAAGAUUGAAGAAGGAAAGCCAGAGGAAGAAGGAGCACCCUCUGGUAUUCCUGCCAUGGCAGUGCCAACCAGCCUUUACCAGACUAGCACUGGGCAAUACAUUGCUAUAGCCCAGGGUGGAGCAAUCCAGAUCUCUAACCCAGCAUCGGAUGGCGUUCAGGGGUUGCAAGCAUUAACCAUGACAAACUCAGGAGCUCCUCAGCCUGGUGCUACCAUUGUACAAUAUGCAGCUCAAACACCUGACGGCACACAACAGUUCUUUGUACCUGGGAGUCAAGUUGUUGUCCAAGCUGCUACUGGUGACAUGCCAACUUACCAGAUCCGGACUCCAACCACUGCCUUACCUCAAGGGGUUGUCAUGGCAGCAUCCCCAGGAACGUUGCACAGCCCGCAGCAGCUAGCAGAAGAAGCGACACGUAAAAGAGAGCUACGGCUUAUGAAGAAUAGGGAAGCUGCAAAAGAGUGUCGACGGCGGAAGAAAGAAUACGUGAAAUGUCUGGAGAGUCGUGUUGCGAUGUUAGAAGUUCAGAACAAGAAACUUAUAGAAGAGUUAGAAACCCUAAAAGACAUUUGCUCUUCCAAGACAGACUAGUGUCAGUAUUGAAACUGUGAACUGACUACAGCAUGUAUCGAUGCAUCUGCAGCCAAUGUCUAGUUGACAAGAAUUAUGACUUUUCCUCUGUAUCAUUUGACCUCUUCUCCAGCCUUUAACAUUCCUGAAACACUUUGCUGCAUUUCUGUAGAUUCUUAGUUGAAACUUCAGGUCUUGUUGUCAUCCAGAAAAGAGUCCAACAUUUAAGGCAGUGUGUGUUCCAAUGUUUCAAAACGCAACAGUCGCAAGAACUGCUCUUCUGCCCAAUAUCUGCAUUAAUUAUAUUUUUGUGUGUGAUUUUGUUAGUGUCCUACAUGCACCAGUAUUUUAAAGUGAUCAAAGAUAACGCAUCCAACACAAUAAAAUGGAAACCACCCAAAGUAUCUCAGGAAAGAGUUAUUAAAAAAGUAUGUUGUUAUGACAUACAUGUAUUAGAAUACUAGUUUACAGAUGACUUUAUGGCAUAUUUUUAUAUUCAUCGCUUUGUGAAGAAAUAUUGUAUUGCUGUCACUGAGUGCCAUGGUUGAAACUAGUUUUUUAAAUAGAACCAUGUUGGUUAAA